CUUAAACGCGGACACAGACAAAAAAAAAAUCGUGGAAUAAAUAAAAGGCAACCAAGCGCAUGGUGACCAGACAAGGACACAUCACAACAACAACAACAGCAAAAGGAAAACCCAUAGGCUAGUGUGAAUAGGAAUCGAACAUAACAGGGUUGCCCCCGGCUAGGAUAAGGCGCUUCGGUUGGUUGGCAGGAAAAUCAAUAAUAGACAUAUGUAAGAGGAUAUCGGCACAAGGAGCACAAAACAAAAAAAAAAAAAAAUCCACCAAAACAACAACAACAACAGCAGCAACAAAAAUAAAGGAAGAAGACGCCACGGCCAAGGAAUGGGUCACUUAACUUUCUUAGCAAAGGUUUGAGCAUUGCCCAACCAUAGCAGCAGUGAGUAGUCAUGUCGGACAGAUAUCCAGGAGCGGGAGCAGGUUAUUACGAGCAUCAACAGGAAUCGGCUUCGGCAACGGCCAUGUCACAUCAUUACCCACCGCAGCCAUAUAGAACGGCCGGCUAUGGCUAUCCACAUCAUCCACAACAUCCUGGCUAUGGUCAAGGGUAUGGUUAUGGCUCAUAUAUGUCCAGCUAUUAUCGUUAUGCUCCAUAUGCCUCGCCACACUAUAGUCAACAUCAUCAGGGAAUGUUUACGCCCGCUGGCCAGCAAUUGAUACCCUCCAGUGUCCUGCAUUACCCGCCCAGGAAUCAGCCACAGCCUCAGUCGCAGCAGCAGCUUCAACUUCAUCAUCAGUCCAGCUAUCAACAACAGCAACAACAACAACAACAACAAUUACCCACCAGCAACCACUAUGAAACGCCAGCAACUUCACUUUUCUGUGCUUCCUCAGCCCCAUCGCCAUCGCCAUCUCCCUCACCGUAUGCCCAAUCGAGAGGCUUUAGCUCAUAUCAUCCUCCUGCCGGACGUUCCAGUACCCCAGCCCCAAAUCGAACAGUUUUGCCGCCCAACUACUUGGAACCUCUACGUAACUAUGCUGAGCAACAUCAUACGGCUCAGUUGGCUCGUUCCACACCCAAAUUGGAUGAAUCUCAUUUGGCCAUGAACAUAAAUGAUCUGCCCGCCGAGGCCGGACAAGAAACGGCAACGGCAGCCUCAUCUCCGCCCCAAAGGCUACUCACAUCGCCGCCAUUGAUCAGUGCCACAGGCACGGAUAGUGGCAUCAGUAAUUGCAGCACACGGGCCAGAAGUGAUAGUAGUCAGAGUACACCAGUCUAUAGCGGUGAAUAUCCUGUCAAUAUGUCUGUGGAAUCGGCCUCGUGUGUGUCUUAUCAUUGUCCAGCCGAUGGCAGAGAAUACGAGGAAGAACAGCAGCAGCAGCAGCAACAGCAGCAACAACAAGAUCAACAGCAACAGCCGCAGGAACAGCAGCAACAUCAGCAAGAACAGCAAAAAGACCAAGAGCAAUCGAAAGUCGAGUCUUUGGAAAAGGAAGAGAUAGCAGCAGCACCUCCAUCUCUCAAUAUUCUUGAUGACAUAAGCGACUCAGCUGCGAAGUCAGCGCCAAUAGCAGAUACAGUCUUACCAUUGGAGGCUCCAGCUCCAGCUCCAUCGGCAUCGGCAUCGGUUUCAACAGCAGCAACAGCAGCAGGGGAAGCAGAAGAAGCAGCAGCAGUAGCAGCAGAUCCAGUUACGGCAACAGCAUCUGACCAGUCCCAGUCCAGCCUUGAUAAGACCGAUGUAACGGAUGUGGAAAUCAAUUUGACGAAACCCCACAAGGAGACGGCAUCUAUAGCAGUUACAGAGACGCCGCCGCAGGAUGCUGACAAGUCGCCCACAUCUAAUCUAAUAAUAAGCGAACAUGCCGAGACAGAGCUGGAAUUAGAGGGGCCAACGUCAAACUGGAGUCCCUCACACCGACGACCAUUGACUCCACCCGUGCCACAGAAUUCGCCUGUGGGCUAUGGCCAAUCUACAGCAGCGCUGACGAAUCCUUUGAAUCCUUUAAUGCAAUUGCAGCAGCAGCAACAUUUAGCUAUAAAUAAUAGCAGCCACAGUCAUAGCCAUGGCCAACACGGCAACAGCAACACCUCAAAGCGUAAUGCCAAGCAUCGAAGUGGCAUUGGCAACAACAACAACACCAGCAACAACAACAGCGGCAACACCAACAAUAAUCGCAUCAUUGAAUGUGAUCUAAUACCGAGCAAGAAAUCAAAACGUAAAACAAGCAAAAAGGAAAACUCAGUCCAUGAGCAAUCGGAAAACGUUGAAAAUUCAGUGAGAGAGCAAAUAAGGGACAUAAAGCCGUUGCCUGGUUUUCUUCAAGCAUUUGGCUCCACCGAAAUUGGACGUUUCUCGGAAAGAUUUCUGCAGACAACGGAAAACUUUGUAGAACAUUUGGCUGAGGAAUAUGCAGCAUUUGCUGCAGCAGCUGCCGCCAACAGUAGUCACAAUGCAUCAACGUCCUAUAACUAUAACUAUGAGACAUCUUCAUCCGCAUCAGCGUCAGCAUCGUCUUCGGUAACGGCAGCGGCCGCAGCAGCAGCAGCAGCAGCGGCGGCAGCAGCAGCAACGGCAGCAGCAAUAACUCCACCGCCGGCAUCACUGCCACCGCCUUCACAUUCUUCUUCGUCUGCUUCUGCCUCAUCCUCAUCAUCAUCGUCGUCGUCCCAAGCCCAAAGCUAUUAUCACCACUAUGAAGAGCACAACAACAACAACAACAACAACCAUAACAAUCAUCAUCCUCAUCAUCAUCUUCAUCCACAUAGCAGCAUUAGCAACAACAACUAUUAUAGCCAUCAUCCAAUGAUGACUGGUAGAAAUCCAAGAAUGCGUAGUGGCUAUGGUGGUUAUGGUAUUUACGGUGGGGCUGGUGGUGGUGGCGUUGGUGGUGCUGGUCCAAGUAUGGGUUACGGCGGUGGCUAUGGAUAUCAAUAUCAAAUGCCCGACUACAUGGCGUAUGAGCGAUAUGCUGGCGCCUAUGCCACUGGACCCGGACGUAAUCGUCAUCACUAUCGCCAUGGGGAAAUACGUUGCAAUGGCUAUUAAAAACAAAACAAAAAAGAGUCUAAACAAAAUCGAAAGCAAAAACAAA
Molecule: messenger RNA, 3034 nt
Organism: Drosophila willistoni
Lineage: Eukaryota; Metazoa; Arthropoda; Insecta; Diptera; Drosophilidae
Product: ras guanine nucleotide exchange factor P
Exons: 6
Coding region: 388-2988 (866 amino acids)
Source: RefSeq, a predicted model, not a curated record